AUGGAAGCUUCAAUGCUCUCGGGCCUCGUUGCAGUUGAACCUGCCCUUGCUAAAUCCCAAGAUGAUGACCUCUAUCGACCUUUGACAGCACCCCCAAAAACAGUCCCAAGAAUGCCCAUUGGUGCAUCUCAAAGAGAAUCGUUCGAACUCCAUGAUAUUCCAAUCCGAGAUGAUCGCACAAGAGACGCAUCCUCUGCCAACGCCAGCAAUGACCUUGAAAUGAGUCGACCCAACACUCCAGACUCCAAUACCGAAGUUGUCGAAGUUCUAUCUACCUUUUGGAACCCAUUUAUGAACCGUUUCAGAGCCCUUUUCGGCUGCCUUGCGCAGCUGGGGUACGGCACGGUAUCUCUAAUUUUUGUCGGGCAAGCUAUUGGAUUCAUCGCUGCCGCCGUAUUCUUAGACGUCCUGCGAGCCAAACUUGGUCGAGCCAAGCUCCUCGGGCUGGGCCAAGCCCUGGUCACUUUGGCCUACAUACCUAUUAUCUGCGGAGCGCCCUUUGGAGUUGUCGUCGUCUCCUUUUUCUUCAUCGGCUUCAGCAUUUCGGUCAACGUCGCCAUUGGAAAUCUCUUCUUUGGCGGGCUCCGAAACGGAACAUUCAUGCUUGGUAUCCUCCAUGGUACUUAUGGAAUAGGGGGAACGAUUGGACCGUUAAUCGCCACUGCACUUGUCACAGCUGCCAAUGCAGUAUGGAACCGAUACUACAUCAUCACAUGUGCUCUAGGUGCCGUGACUUUUGUUCUGGGAACCUGGGCAUUCUGGACAUACGAAAAGGAGAUGAGUCCUGCAACACGUCAGAGAGAGACAUCCCAGGCAGGAGAGUCAAUGAUGAACAGCAUGUUCCUCGCUAUGAAGCUGCGCAUCGUAUUUCUGGGUUCUCUCUUCAUCUUUGCCUACCAGGGAGCUGAAGUUUCCAUCUCAGGUUGGGUCAUCUCUUUCCUCAUCGAAGACCGUGAUGGUGACCCUUCUUCGGUCGGUUAUGUAACAGCAGGCUUUUGGGCAGGCAUCACAAUUGGCCGCUUUCUCCUAUCUGCCCCUGCUCAGCGAAUAGGCGAGAAGAAACUCGUCUACUUCCUCACCAUCGGCGCACUGGCUUUUGAACUUCUUGUUUGGUUCGUGCCGAACAUUGUAGGCAACGCCAUCGCUGUCUCUAUUGUCGGUCUCUUCCUUGGCCCUAUCUACCCAUGCGCUGCGGCGGUCUUCCUUCGUGGCAUGAGCCGACGUGAGUCUCUCAGUGGAAUCGGGACAAUCAGUGCUUGUGGUAGUGCCGGAGGAGCGGUUGCGCCUUUCAUAACCGGUCUCCUUGCUCAGGCCGUUGGCACAUUUGUACUCCACCCUAUUGCGAUUUUUCUUUUCAUUGUCAUGCUGGUGUGCUGGUACUUUCUCCCCACAGAGGAUAAGAGAACUGAGUAA
Fusarium pseudograminearum CS3096 is the source of this 1413-nucleotide messenger RNA. RefSeq lists its product as uncharacterized. The transcript is spliced from 2 exons. NCBI's taxonomy places the organism in Eukaryota, Fungi, Ascomycota, Sordariomycetes, Hypocreales, Nectriaceae. Gene Ontology annotation, biological process: transmembrane transport. The record is from RefSeq and is a predicted model, not a curated record. Gene Ontology annotation, cellular component: membrane. Gene Ontology annotation, molecular function: transmembrane transporter activity. The coding region runs from base 1 to 1413 and encodes 470 amino acids.